Lethenteron reissneri (Far Eastern brook lamprey) is the source of this 7447-nucleotide messenger RNA. Its product is annotated as phosphoinositide 3-kinase regulatory subunit 5-like. The record is from RefSeq and is a predicted model, not a curated record. Gene Ontology annotation, cellular component: phosphatidylinositol 3-kinase complex, class IB. Lineage: Eukaryota; Metazoa; Chordata; Hyperoartia; Petromyzontiformes; Petromyzontidae. Gene Ontology annotation, biological process: positive regulation of MAP kinase activity; G protein-coupled receptor signaling pathway. Gene Ontology annotation, molecular function: 1-phosphatidylinositol-3-kinase regulator activity.
GACAUAAAUCUAAAUUACGAGUGGUAAAAAAAAAUACCUAUGGAAACGUUUAAUAUGAUAAUCUGGGCAAAUCAGUCCAUUUAAGUUCUCUCAUUUGUUACAUUCAUAGAUUUAUUUCCUUUUUUUUCGGGCAGGUGUCUCACAUGGAGCUACACGCAGCUUGAUUGAUAUGCACACUCUCUACGGCCUACAACGCACAAUUAUUGUGCCGUCUUUUGUGGAUGUGUGUUUUCUGUGCACUGGUUGGCGCAAUGCACUAUGAACACGGCGGCCCGAAUUCGAUUCCCGCUCUCGACUAACAACAGUGAUGAAUAUUUGAGCGGGUCCCUGGGCCUCACCUAGGCCUGCUCAGCCUCAAAUGAAUACUUGCUGUGAUGUGUAAACAUCAGCAUGUGGGGGACAAAGGCAGUUGGGCAUGAUUCUAACGACACCACCCCAUCGUGUGCCCUUCUGUCCUUUGUAGGUGCUCGCCAUCAGCACUUGCCCCAACAGUCUGUUAAAGAUACAUGGGGGAUAUGUUCAUUUGUGCACAUACACAUGUCUGUAAUAGUGAUGUAACUAAUUAUUCCUAUGGCAAAUUAGUGAAUUUUGUGACUUGGCAUCAGAAUUAAAUUCAGGAAUCUAUUAUAUUUCUACUUUGUGGUGAAUACUAUCUGCUCUGAAUUUAUGUGAACCCAUUUACAACAAAGAUUAAUUUAAUUCACACAAUCGCGAUUCGAAGCAUGCAUCGUAAGCUUAAGAAUAUAUAUUAAUUGGUGCAUCGUUACACCCCUCGUGUGUAUUGUUUUUUUUGUCUGAAGGUCGACCCCCACCUGAGCGAUCAGUUGCACAAUUUGGUUACAUGCAACUGGGAUAAAUAGCUCUGGGACGAAUCACUCUCACAAAAAGACAACAACUCAGGGCUGCUCGAAGCCGCAGCCAAACAACACAAGACAGCCACGCGAUUGUCAGCUAAAGGAUUGAGAAGAAGUGUUUGUUAUAUAACACCUUGCCAGGAGUGGAGAAGUGGAAAGGGGCGUUUAUUCACACACACUGCACUCUGCGCUCAAGAUACCCGAGUUCAAUUACUAUCCACGGAUAACAUCAGUGGCGAGUGUUAUCUGAACCGGUCCUUGCUCCCCACACAAUCACCAAUACACAACGGCCACUGUGGUGAAGUUCAAGAUAUGCAAACCCCCUAAAGAUUGACAUGGCACAAAGGGGGGAAUUCUUCCAGCAGUGGCUUGACACCAAAUGGGCGUUGAAAUUUAUGAAAAUUCCGAUGAUGAAACCGGCCCAUAAGACAAUGGGAACAACAGCCCUCUUCAUGACGCAGUUAUUAUUGCCGUCGCUUCGAACAGAACAUUCGUCCAGUACAUGGGGUAUGCGCAGCGAGCGUUCACGUCUAUGUGCUAAGAGGAAACUGGGGUUGUAUGCGCUCUCCAGUUUGGCCAAUAGUUGCGAGCGCUGAAGAGGAAACGCCAUAUGUGCCUCCACAAAACAACACCACCGCCAACCACCACACGUGUUCUCCACAGCGUCCAGAGUAAUCGGCUAUGCCCUGCGUACUUGUGUUGCAGGGGCAAACGUGAUCUGGUUUAAGCUCAAAUUGUUCCCCCGUUCAGUUAGGUUCAUUUUAGUUUUGAAAUUGUCAGACGCCUGGCAUAUAUUCUACACUUUCCGAGACAACGUGCUACUGUUAGAAACAGAGAAGCCAAUUGUCACCGACAACAGCAGUUCUUUAGAACUGCUUUUUGUGUUUAGUUUAUUGUCCUUACCCCGCACCUUCGAUUAGCACGGUUGGCGACAUACGGCGCGAAAGAAGUUCAACAUAUACGACAAGCAGAGGACAUCCGUGGAACUUAUUCUGAAUGGACGAAGACUAAAAACAAGGCAUCUUUUCUUCACUUUUAGGGCCCCGCCGUCGCUGUUGGGCUGCAGGGUUGCGUGGGGGGGUGGCCGGGGGGGGGGGUCGAGGACGAUGCAUCAGCCCCACGCCAGCCACAGCAGCGAGAAGCGGGUGCAGCACGCGCUGUCCAGGUGCUUACAGGGCCUGCACGACCCGCAGAGGACAUUCCGUGCCACCUUGGGCACAAACCGCUUCUGCUUGGAUGAGCUCGUGAGCAGGGAUGAGGCAAAUCCUCCUGUUCUGCUGCGGUGUAUUCUGGAUAGGGUUAACGAGGUGGAGAAAAACUGCGACUAUGAACAAUUUGCUCCGCUGGCCAUUUUGUUCCACACGGCCGUGAUUCAAGCCUCCCACUUACCCGAAAGCAUCCAUCUGUUGCACCAGUCCCGUCCCGUGCUCCGCCGCAUUCUGUCCUGGCCGGUGCCGCACUGCUCCAUGGCCCAGGACCUGCUCUCCAUCGUCGACACGGAGCUCCGUGCUCCAGGAAUUUCCUACCAGCGCCUCAUCAGGAGUGAACACAACCUGAAGACGAAGAGUUUCCCAGCGAAAACCAAAACAAUCUUCCUGCUGGACCCGGCAGAGAUCCCUGCGGAGUUCAUCGCCACGGUGGAGCAGGCCGUGCGGGCGCCGGUGCCCAUCGACUACCGCACGGCGCUCAUCCGGCGCGCACUGCAGGCCACGGCCGCCAUGCACGCCGAGGGCGUGGAGGAGGCCCUCAGGACCAUGGGGGAGAAGGAACUGCAGCGGUUGUUUGAGCAGAGCGUGGAUAUGAUGGAGGAGGCGGCAAGGAGAGAGAGCCAGGAGCAAGCCAGAGCCUUCCUCCUGGACGCCACCGCCGCUCUGCAGCAGCAGAUUGUCGACGUCGCCAGGACGUCUGGUGACGACCCCGCUCACGCUGCCUAUGACGGCGUGGGCUCUGAGCGAGGAGGGAUGGAGGUGACGGGCGAGGGAGACUGCACGGCGGCGUGCCUCGCUCACGUCUGGGACAAAGACAACCUCAAUUUCCUCUACCAGAUGCUGCCAGCGGAACACGUCCCCAGCAUGGACUCAAUGCCCGGCGGAGAGGGCUCCCUGACCGCCGCCCCCUCGCCACGGGACUCGCUCCUCUCGGACACGUCCUCCUACGCCGAGGACGACAACUUCGCCAACCUGCUGUCCUGCAGCAGCGACAGCGGCUACCUGGAGGACGAUCCUGCCGCGGCGCUGCAGGCCGCGAUUGAAGCGGACAUCGGGUCCGGGGCGCGCCAGGCAUGCCACGGCGUUCCCUGGCAAAGCUCGGCACAGGACUCCGCAGGGGGCCGGGAGAUUUUACGGGCGGACUUCACGACGACGACAGCGAAGACGACGCAGGCAGAGGAGCAGCCCCCGUCGUACGAAGAGCUGCUGCCGCUGGCCUUGAACGGAUCUCGGGAUGUGCGGUUGCGCAAGAGCUGCACGCUGCCAAGCAAGCUGGCAAACAGUCGCGAGCGCACGGGUUCCCUGCCCAUCAUCUCUGGGCCCUUUUUCGGCGAGUCCAAGCCCGCGCAGAGGACCCUGUCGCACAAGAUCUCUCACCGGCUGGGCCUGCUCCGGGACCGGUUGUGCCGAGCGGCCGUCGCCUCCGGCCAGCCGGGCAAAGCCGAUUCGCAGUUCGGCUUCACUGAGCAGCCAGACGUGGGCGCCAUGGCCAAGCUGCAGCUGCGCGAGGUGGCGGCGCAGUGGCGGCGACGCGUCGCGUUCGGGGCGCAAGGCACUCGGCGUCGCCACUGCAACAUCAUGCGGCUCGUGGCGUUCGGCGAGGACCACAUCCUCGGAAAGCUGGCGCGCGCCUACAACCGCCUCUGGAUGCAGGAACUGUGGAACCCACAGCUGUUCCGCCACUACCGGCUGGAGAUAUUUUACAUUCCACUGGCACAGAGGCUGUCUUCCUCGGAAACAAACUGCAACUCCAACUCUCCUCGGAACAGCUUUCAGACGACGGACAACGACUUGUUGAAAUCGGAUGUCCUGAUGAACAUUGGGAACUACCUCGGUUCUGUGGAUCCGUGGUACGACCGCAACGUGCUGUCCCUCUACGACAUGCUGCCCACGCUCCUGCCCAAGACGAGCUCCAAGGAUGAGGUGAGCAACUCCCAGAAGGAAGUCAGCAUGCUCAUGGACAUGAUCCUCUACUACUGCCAACAUGCGGCACAUCCUCACCCCAUCCCUCUCUACGAGAUUGAGAUCACCCUGGCUUCUGGAGACGUCAAGAAGGAGGUUUUCAUUUGCCAAUUGGAGCUGGGAUUCCUGGCGGAUCGCAGGGCCAUCUUGGCAGCAGGGUCGGCUCAGAAGCGAUUUGGGAUCGAAGGUGACAGGGAAGCUGUCCCCGUCCACCUGCAAAUCGCCUACUGCAAGACGAGUCUGAGCAAGCGUAUUCAUUGGCACACCAUGGAGAAGACCUGUACCUCGGUCAGGAUCGUACAAAAUGCCGACAGAGACGCUGGCAUGGGCACACUCAACCUCACUUUGUUGGAAGUCGUGCGGAGGUCGCAAGGAUCCAAGGGAAAAUCUGCUUACAACCAGCAACUGAAUGCUUUGGAAGUGAGGGUGGACAAGGUUCAGUUGACGGCAGCAGGGGGCUCCAACUUCUCCUUGUGCAUUGACCGUGAUGACAAAAAGGUGUUCCGCAACAUCACAAGGUGCGAAGUCAGACCCUGCUGCCAAGUGAACGCCCCGGCCCACGGUGCCCUGGCCGGUGUCUCCCAUCUGGCACGACCGACUCAGCCACCCAAUUGCGAGCCCUUUUGUCUGCCAAUAUCUCUCUUCUGCAGCCCGGCUCUGUAGCCCUGCUCUGCCUCGGGUGUUCAGGCCAGCAGGGACAGGACGUGUCAGAGACAUUACAACAGAGGAUGAAGAGUGUCAUUUGGUUGUCAUGCGCACAUUUUUUUGCUCGGUUAACACGUCACGCACGUGAACGUUUGAAGGGCCGCAUGUGCCUGCACAUCCCUGUGUUCGUCAGCUGCUGGACGAGAGGCUCCCCACUCCGAGUGGCCCAUGGGGAUUUUUUUUCUUCUUACCAUACUUCGCCAUGCUCGUGGCCAAAGGCAGGGAGCGUAGAAAGUACGGUACGACAACAUUUUUUUUUUGCACCGGCAUAUGCUACCCACAACAAAGCCCCCGCAGCCUUCAGUGACUGUUACAAACGGUGGUCGGCUGUCCGAGCUUGAUUGUGGCUCAAAGCAGCUUAGCUUCUGGGAUCUUGAUGAUAUCGAUGCAUCGCAGUUGAUAUGGUAAAAUGCAACAAAAAAAACAUGCAGUAUUAUGUUGUAUGUAGACAAAGUAGGAAUUAAAUUCCAGAAUAUGGCAGCCUCGGCCUUUAAUUGCAAUACCAAUUAAAUAUACCUCUAAAAACUGAAUUGUAUAAAGAUGGGUAGCACACAAGCUUAUUAAUAUCAGUGAUUACAAAAAUAAUGUAGACUCUCAAUGGGUCCUCACCUGAUUUAUAAAAAAGGGGCACUUCAAUUAAAUUACAUCGGGCUUUCCCACUUGCUCGCUUAGUUGGCACAAGCGGUUACAGAGAGCUGACUGGUGAUGUACAGGGUGCUUCAAAAAAAUUUUAACACUCCCUAGAAUUUGCAACUAUACCACAAGAAAUGUACCUCCGGGCUCUGGAGACCAGCUGGAGAAGAUUUCAGGCACGUGUUGACAAUGAUGGCGAACAUACAUUUGUUAUCACGUGACAGUGUAUCAUCUGUUCUUUUUCCAUUCAUAACGAUAGUCCCAUGUAAGUGUUUAAAACAUUUUGAAGCAUUCUGGCGAAUUGCCCGAUGAUGCUGGAUGCAAUUACCAGCGAAACGUCGUACUCAAAUUGUAAAUGUUGUGGUUUCACGCUUCAACACACCGGUGGGCUAAAGCAGUGAACUAUUUGUCCUUUGUCAACGUGACACUUUUUUACUGAUUGGCCGUGUCGGGCGGUGGAGGGUUACGACACAUUUAUAAAUAACGUGAUCUAAACCCAAAAACGAUGAUUAUGAACACCCUGUAUCUUGUUGGCUCACAAUGAAUUGGCCACCAAUGCCUCUGUCGCCAACAAGUGGCCGUGUCCGAUGUGUGACGGCGUCGUUCCAAACGGGGCGCGUCGAACAAAGUCCGAGGCGAGAACGUUUCUGCUACUGAAGAGAGCGAAAGCACGGAGAUUGUUUUAUUCGCGGACACAAUGCGCAAUAGCGUCUUGAUGUGUAAGUCUGUUUAUAAAAUGACAACCAAUUUAGUUGUGAAUGGGGCAUUUCCAUCAGAAGUUCAAGGCUCAAAUUAGAACAGCCAUACUCUCGUACAGAGAAAAUAACUUGGACUUUUAUUUGCCCUUAAAUCCUAUCGGAGCACAGUUACGCGAUUGAGAAAUGUUUGCAGUGAAGUGACAUGUAUAGUGCAUGCAACUCAAUCAUGAGGUUACGGUUUACUUAAAUGGGAACCAACGUCGUUCUGCAGAGAGGUUGCUUCAGUAGGUCUCUGAAAGUGAAUGUCAAUUCCUCUCCUUUCUCUCUGCACUGUAAGAAAGAAGAAAAAUACUCAAAGAAAAUGUUCCUUAAUAUUUUAUUCACAUGUCGUUCCAUUUAAAUAUACUUUAAUUCUGAUUUUUGAUCAUUUACUUAAUUGUCCAGGAAAGUCACACUGAGUUGUAUUUUAAGUUGUUUUCAGCCAAUGAUUGAGUGUUUAUGAUACACGUGGGAGGAAAUUGAAGCACCUGGAGAAACCCAUGCAUGCGAGGGGGCAACGCUCUAUCCCCGCACAAAUGUAAACAGAUGGUGAUUAGUCCACUUGCUGUACUGCCUUCUCCUGGUGAGCCAGGGUACGGCAGGGAGCAACGCUCUAUCCCCGCACAAAUGCAAACAGAUGGUGAUUAGUCCACUUGCUGUACUGCCUUCUCCUGGUGAGCCGGGGUAUGGCACCUCUUUGAUGCCCACGGGAAGAUAGUAUCACAACAUUUGUGCGAUCCACCAACCCUCCCUCACUGCCUCCACAAGUGCUGGGUUACAGACCAUAUGGAUAGCCACCACCGCAUCAUGAGAUACAGUUUUUGCACGCAGACACUUUAUAAAUCCAAAUCGUGUUGUAUAAUUGCACAUCCUCAGCCAUUUCUUCAGUAGCCAUUGCUAAAUCGAAGGGUCCUCAUGUUAUUGUGCCAUCGUCCACUCACGUGUGCAGUUACGUAUAGCUCAUCCUUUUAUCCUCAUCUUCAUUUCAUAUGUAUACGCACUCUCUGCAAACAUGCAGUCUAGUAAGGCAUUGCAUACUGCAGUAUACAGUAUUACAGUGUAUAGAUUUGACUAUAACAGCAUGGGGCAAAUCCCCAAUGCUUCACCCGCGAUUGUUAUCGCCCUACUUAAAUGCAACUUUCCAUUGCACUGGCUGUAGAAGAAAUUCUCAUCAGCAAACCAGCUUCGCCGCCGUCGAGAGGCUUGCGCUGGAGGCCAAAUUGACGGUUAAAUCAUUUCAUCACCGUAGUCACCUAUACCCCGCAGUUUUCGCACCUAGCCUGGCGUUUUACUGAGCCUGAUGAGUGGGUGGCAGCCUCAUUCUCUCCUCUUGAACGCAGAGAGAGUC